AUGCUUGUUUUGGAUGUGCUCCUGAUUUUUUACAAAGCAGCAAAAAUUGAGGGCUUGUGCAUCAUUUGCCCGAUGUCACUCAGUGCAUCUAAACUUGUUCGAGCAGCAUGUGGUAGCCGAGUCGCUAUCAGAACCAUGUACAAAAACCCCUACAUCGCGCGAUUCAAAGCACGAAGCAAGGUCUCACCAGAUUUUUAUAAACAGACGACCGGACUCACAGGCCUUUUUGUCAACGAGCAUCCUCACCGUACUCUUACCGUGGUAUACUGCCGUAUCCUAAAAGCACUGGAACAAAUCCCGCCCACAGCGGCCUAUAGGAAGUACACUGAAGCUAUUGUUAAGCAACGGCUUGCAUUAGUCCAGUCUGAAGACAGCAUCCCAGAGCUUGAACAGAAAAUAGGAAUGGGUCAGAUUGAGGAGGUGAUCGAGCAGGCAGAGUAUGAAUUAGAAGCGGCAAGAGCAGUGAUCGAAUCCCGAGCAUGGGAACCGCUUGUCGAAGAAGCGCCAAAAGGACAAUGGGACUGGCCAAUUGUCUAAAACUUCGUAACUUCGAUAGUCGAUAUAGAUAAGUAAAUGUAGAAUCGUAUCUGUUUUUCGUUUCCAUAAAGAUUGAGUGCAGAAUCUGAAAAAUACAUAAACGGCGC
Molecule: messenger RNA, 644 nt
Organism: Cylicocyclus nassatus
Lineage: Eukaryota; Metazoa; Nematoda; Chromadorea; Rhabditida; Strongylidae
Source: the annotation of a GenBank genome assembly